This is a messenger RNA of Entelurus aequoreus (snake pipefish), 1103 nucleotides long. RefSeq names its product homeobox protein Hox-A5-like. Gene Ontology annotation, biological process: anterior/posterior pattern specification; regulation of transcription by RNA polymerase II. The transcript is spliced from 2 exons. Gene Ontology annotation, molecular function: DNA-binding transcription factor activity, RNA polymerase II-specific; RNA polymerase II cis-regulatory region sequence-specific DNA binding. Bases 84 to 830 code for a protein of 248 amino acids. Gene Ontology annotation, cellular component: nucleus. Lineage: Eukaryota; Metazoa; Chordata; Actinopteri; Syngnathiformes; Syngnathidae. The record is from RefSeq and is a predicted model, not a curated record.
UCAUAAAUCCAUAAAAGAAGGCGCGAUAUCGCAAAGAAUCGGAUCCGAUAUUUGUUGGAAUAUUUCGAUUCCAAAAACAACAAAUGAGUUCCUACUUCGUGAAUUCGUAUUCCGGCCGCUUCCCAAACGCCUGCGACUACCAAGUAAGUUACGCCGAGCACCGGGACUCCGCCAUGCAUCACGCCGGGUACGGCUACGGCUACGCCGGCAUGGACCUGACCGUCACCCGGGCAGCGGAGGACGCGCCGGGCGCCUCCAACCCCGGAGGACACUCGGGCUGCGCGGGCUUCGUGUCCUCGGACGACGGCCGGAAGAAGAAGAGAACGCCGGUGACCGACUCUUUCCCGUCCGCCGCCCGCGGGGACGACCACCCCGGUGACCGGAGCCAGCCGGCACCGAGCGCUCCACACGCCGGCCUCGGGCUCCCCUCGCCGGCCGCCUCUGAGACGCAGCGACGAGCGGAGCCCGACGGCGCGGCAGACGACACGCAAGCCGGGAUGAGGCGCGCACAGGCGGGACAGAGGCGAGAAGGCGGCCCGGUGAGCACCGGAGCGCCGGAAAUAUUCCCCUGGAUGAGAAAACUGCACAGCUGCCACGAUCGAAGGAGUCCUGACGGCAAGCGAGCGCGGACGUCGUACACUCGCUUUCAGACCUUGGAGCUGGAGAAGGAGUUCCACUUCAAUCGCUACCUCACGCGCAGACGCAGACUUGAGAUUUCUCACACGCUCUGUCUGAGCGAGCGACAGAUUAAAAUCUGGUUUCAGAACCGCAGGAUGAAGUGGAAGAAGGACAACAAGAGCAAAAACACGGCGGGAACUUUGCAAACUUAGAAAAUAUUCAAAAUCCAAGAAAAUAUUCGACCGGUGAAAAAUGUUGCAAGAUUUCAUCAGCAAGAAUUUGCAUGCCGGACUACAAUUCGUCAUGUAGUACUUUGUGUACUGUGUGUUGUUGUCGUGACCACAACAUGACUCUUAUGGGUCUAAAUACUGUGCCAAAGUGGACUGUCGAUUAUUACAACUUUUCAAAUCUGAAUACGUUUCUGAUUGUCUGUGUGCAUAUUUUGUGGCGUCAAGUAAUAAAAAUAUGAAUUCAAAUAAAACAAA